AUGGCGAGUACAGGUGAACCAGACCGUAAAAGGCGUCACUUUAGCUCUAUAUCACCUACAGAAGCAGCAGCCGCCGUAAAGAAACAACCUUUCUUUUGGCCAUCUUCCGAGGACAAGCUUGAUACUGCAGUUCUUCAGUUCCAAAAUCUCAAGUUAUCCCAAAAAUUAGAGGCUCAGCAGGUGGAGUGUUCUAUUCUUGAAGAUAAGCUUUCUCAGAUCAAGGAAAAACAACUACCAUACGGUUCCAGUUUGAAGACUGUCAAUAAGUCUUGGGAAAAGCUUACAGCUGCAGUGGAAUCAUGCUCUGUUCGUGUGAGUGAUUCAAGCAGCAGAGCUCAUAGGUGUGUGAACAAGGAGGAUGGGUCUUCUCCGACCCUCAAAGACGAUUUCAUCAACCGGCUACUUGAAACUGGUGCCACUGAGAGCUCCUCAUCCAAUGUCUGCUCGAAUCGAAUUGAAGAAAAUGGUGGAAAUACAUCAAGCCAGUUGGCGCAAACCUUGUCUAAUCUAGUGGCUGCGACCAAUGAUUUGAGGUGUGUGAAGGAUGAGUUAUAUCCCACAGUUCUCAGAACGGGUCUUGAUAAAGAUUUGUGUGGUCAGCUAGCGCUGAAUGAGUUGGAAUCCGAAGUUAAAAGUUUCAGAGUGGUUCUAGAUGAUGCACUUGUGAAGUUUAAAUCACUUUCGAGAGAAUUGCAGAUUCAUCGUGAUGCUGAUGCUAAAGUUAGAGCAGACCUUAAACGAAUAAGAGGCGAGCUAGAGAAUGAGGUUGUGGAGCUUCAACAGUGUAAUGGCGACUUGUCAGCACUGAGAGCAGAAAGGGAUGCAACAUCAGGGGCGUUUUUCCCAGUGUUGAGCCUUGGGAAUAAGCUUGCUACUGGUGAUAAGGGCAGGGAUAAACAAAGGGAUCUGUAUGACAUGGAAUCAGUUCUGAAAGAGUUAACGAUCUUGGCGUCAAGCAGGCUACAAGAGCUAAAAGAUCUUCAUGAGGAGAGGACAAAGAUUCUGGAAAAAAUGAGUAGUUUACAGAACAAGUCAAAGUCUGUGAGGGGCAUCUCAUCUUCUCAAGCCUGCCUUUCAUUAAAAGACCAGCUGGAAAAAUCCAAAGAAGCAGUUUUCAAGUAUAUGGCUUUACUUGAGAAACUGCAGGUUGAGAAAGAUAGUAUGGUCUGGAGGGAAAGAGAGAUGAAUAUAAAAAGUGAACUAGUUGAUGUUUCUCGAAGGUCUUCUGCUAUUGCUGAUUCUAAAAUCGCUUCUUUAGAUGUGGAGAUACAAAAGCAACUGGAUGAAAAAAAACGAAUCAAGACUAGGUUGGGAAAUAUAUCAAAAGAGCGAGGUAGAAAAGAAAUCUUUGCAGAUAUGAAGGCGCUAAUUUCUUCGUUCCCAGAGGAAAUGAGUUCCAUGCGAAGUCAAUUAGACAAUUAUAAAGAGACUGCUGGAGGUAUUCAUUCUCUGCGGGCUGAUGUGCAGUCCCUCACUGGGGUUCUAUGUAGGAAGACAAAAGAGUGUGAAGCUUUGCAUUUGAGAUCAGCUGAUUAUGCUUCUCAGCUGGGUGACCUGAAUGCUACGGUUCAUGAUUUGAAGAACAGUCACGAGGAGUUGAAGUUGUUUCUGGACAUGUAUAAACGUGAGUCCACUGAUCCAAGGGACAUAGCUGAAGCCAAGGAGCAGGAGUACAGGGCUUGGGCUCAUGUUCAAAGUUUACAAUCCUCUCUUGAUGAGCAGAAUCUAGAAUUGCGUGUUAAGGCAGCAAAUGAAGCGGAGGCUGUUUCACAACAAAUGUUGGCGGCUGCCGAAGCUGAGAUUGCUGAUUUAAGGCAGAAAAUGGAUGAUUGUAAACGGGAUGUCGCAAAGCAUUCUGAUACCUUGAAAUCUAAAAAUGAAGAACAUGGAACAUAUCUUUCGGAAAUACAGACAAUUGGAAGUGCCUACGAGGACAUUGUACCACAAAACCAACAGCUUUUGCUUCAAGUUACAGAGAGGGAUGACUAUAACAUCAAGCUUUUCUUGGAAAGCGUAACUUCAAGGCAGAUGCAAGAUGCUCUGCUAAUCGAUAAAUACAUCAUGGAUAAGGAUAUUCAGCAAGCCAGUGCAUCUGCCAGUUUCCUCUCCAAGAAAUCCUCAAGAAUUGAAGAUCAGUUGAGGUUCUGCAUAGAUCAGGUUCAGAAACUAGCCGCAGAUAGAUAUCAAAAGUCUGAUACUCUUGAAAACCUGCAAAAGAAACGAGCAGAUAUUGGGAAUGGGUUGGAGCAAGCUAGGUCAAGGCUGGACGAGUCACAUUCCAAAGUUGAGCAAAGUCGGGUGGAUUUUGGGGCGUUGGAACUGGAACUAGAAAUCGAAAGGUACAAUCGGAGGAGGAUAGAGGAGGAAAUGGAAAUAGCCAAAAAGAAAGUUUCUCGUCUUCGAUCUCUGAAAGAAGGAUCAUCGGCCAUUCAAAAGCUCCGGCAAGAACUUAGUGAAUUCAAAGAAAUUUUGAAGUGCAAGGCCUGCAACGAUCGCCCAAAAGAGGUUGUGAUCACGAAAUGCUACCAUUUGUUUUGCAACCCAUGUGUGCAAAAGCUCACAGGAACUCGACAGCGAAAGUGUCCAACAUGUUCAGCAAGUUUUGGACCUAAUGAUAUUWAACCUAUCUACAUAUGA
Molecule: messenger RNA, 2637 nt
Organism: Arabis nemorensis
Lineage: Eukaryota; Viridiplantae; Streptophyta; Magnoliopsida; Brassicales; Brassicaceae
Source: the annotation of a GenBank genome assembly